CUGAAAGAAUGGGAUCAGUGAGCCAGAAUAAGGGAACUAAACAGAGAGAUGACGGUGGUUCAAGGCAAAAAUAUGCAGCAGAAUCCUCACGUCAGGAGAAAACGACCAAGUCAAAAAAACAUCGACAACGCGGCCACUGGAUAAAGUUUGAGACAGCCUCUCGUGUGAGAUAUAUUCUGUUAACCGCUGCUUUGGUGACAGUAUUAGCAGGAAUCAAGCUUGGAGAGAAUCAAAUUCUUCAUUGGGCCGUUGGUAAUGGAUACACUCAGUUUUCCAAACUUCUACUGAAGUGUGGGCUGAAUGUGGAUGCUCCAAAUUCCCGCAUGGAAACUCCUCUUCAUGUAGCAGCAAAAUUUGGUUUCAUAGGUCUCACAGAUGUUUUGACCAAACUAGGAGGUAACGUCAACGCUAAGAGUUACCAACAGCAGACACCCCUUCACUUGGCCGUAUGGAAUGGUCACCAACAAAUUGCAGCAAUGCUAUUACAACGUGGAAGCGAUUCCCAACGAGGAGAUGUGUUUGGACGUACUCCAGCUCAUCUGGCUGCAUUACAAGGACAAGAACAAAUGCUUAAAAUGUUAAUAUUAACUCAACGUGGCAGUGCUUUGAAGGCUAGAGACAACUUUGGACGGACUCCCCUUCAUUUAGCUUCGGUUAAAGGAAUUGAGAGAUUGGUGGAACUCUUAAUCCGACAUGGGAGCGAUUUAAGUGCUCGAGAUAACUCCCAGAAAACUGCGCUUCACUUGGCUGCAGAGAGUGGACAGGAUACCAUUGUACACUCCUUGAUAAUGCAUGGAGGUGAUAUCCAGGAAGGAAAUCUCUUAGGCCAGACACCUCUCCAUUUGGCUGCUCAGACUGGGCGCAAAAACGUUGUGAAAUUACUUCUAGAACUUGGAAGCAUUGUUGGUGCAGUAAAUGUGUUUAAGCAAACUCCUCUUCACUUGGCUGCAGAGAGUGGAGAGAACGGAUACAAAGACAUUUUGAAGGAGUUGAUACAGCAUGGCAGUGAUGUCAAUGCUGCAAAUAUAUUUGGACAAACCGCACUUCAUUUGGCUUCUCGAAAAGGACAUAAACGCAUCGUAGAGGUCCUUGUACAACAUAAAAGCCAAGUAUCAGCUUUAGAUAACUCACGCAAGACUGCGUUGGAUUGCGCUAUUGAAAGUGGCCAUCAAGAGAUCGUGGAAUUUCUUGAUCUCUCUUCAAGAAAAAAAAGUCGCUCUUUGGGAUCUUUGACGAGAGUUCAACGCGAUGUUAACAUGAAUUAUAUUUCUAAACAUACACCACUGCAAAUCAGACAAGAUCCUCUCCAAGUUGGUACACCGAAGAAUGGAAGCAGCGAGUUUGAUGGAAACAAGCAUCGAAGUACCAUUAAUGCCUCAAGUUUAUCGCCCUCUUUCCAUACAACGAUACCGUCAGACUCUAUCACAAGUAGCUCGAACGACAGCUAUGUAUGUGUUCCUCAUGACUGCCGAAAAUAUUCUCGUUUGUAUUUUAAUUUGCUCCCGCCUUUUUUCGUCGCAUGCAAACAGAGAAGAGGUGUAAAAAGAGAUGAAUACAAUCUUGAACUGAUAUCAUCAAACAUCCCCAUCUGUUCGCAAAAACACAUGCAAGUGUUAAAGAAGAAACUACAACAAGCGUGCCACUACCGCAAACCACACAUAGAUGGAGAUGUAAGCAGUGGGCGAAGCUUCCUCGAACAUUUUGGACCAAAUUUCUUCAAUCUGAGCUGCAUUGACUUACGCCAAGGCCACAAAUGCUCUGGUUGCUUUGUUGCAGAUGAAGCGAGAGGCAGGCCAAAAAGGGUUCUGGAGCAAGACGAAAACAUACGUUAUUAUUACGCAGAACGCGAUCUUGAAUUUUCAACUAAUUUCCACGAGUUUGUCUUAAAAUUUGUCGUGCAACAAGUUGAAACAUUUCAUCCGUCUGAACAAUGCGGAAUCGAUGGUUCGCGACAACCAGAUAUUAAACCGCGGACGUUACUCAGUACCCAAUGCUACAGCGCUUGGAAGAGGUUGAUACAUAGUGUAGGAACCUCUUCAGGACCUAACUUGAGUAUUAGCUGUUUGGUAAAUCACCAUAUGAAGGAUUCAGAUUCCAAAGUUAUCAAACAAUUUUCAGCCGAAAAGGAAGGUAUACAACCAUUUACAAACAGUAGCCAGGAAGAGCGAGUUUGCAAGGAAAACGGCCGUAAAGUGUGGACACUUGCUUGUAAGACUGAGAAUGCCACCGGUAGAAGAGAAGCCUCAAAACACUUGCUGAUCUCGAUUGUGAUUGGUUUGACAUUUAUUGCGACUAUCAUUUUAUUGCUUACAGAACAGAGAUGUUUCAAGAAUUAUUUUGCCAAGUUUUUAUUCAAUUCGCCCAAACCACGGAGAAACAACUGCCAGAAAGAGCCAGCUAACACGGAAAUCGGGUGGUCAGCGUACAUAUCCGCUUUUAAGACUGAGAAUGCCGGCGGAGAACGACAAGCUACUUACCACGAGACAAACAGAGUGAAACAUUUGCUAGUCACAAUUCAUUUUGCGAUCGUGACUCUUGCGUCAUUUAUCGUGACUUGUAUAUGUCAUAUAUUCGCCAAAAUGUUCCCAAAAUUUACAGGUCCCAAGCCCUCUUCAGCGACGUUUAUUAUUCGACCUACAUCAAAACCCCAACAUCCACCAACUCGUCAAAUGAUAUCAAUUGGUUGCCUUGGAAAAACGAUCCACUUGAUAGACACAAACAAAGCAAGAGAAGAAACCAGCAGACAAUGCAAAAAGGAAAAGGGAAACAGGAAACAUGAGAUAUGAGAGAGAACAACACACAUUUCAGGAAUGAAAUUUGACAUGGCAUUCAGACGGUUCAUUCCAUAGAGCCAGAUUUGUCAGCAGCCUGAGAUAAACCUAUUUUUUAAUUUAUUAUUAAGCACAAUAGUUCUCUAAGCCGUAAAUAAGUUGUCGAAAAGACAACUAUAUGGAUGCUUACAUUUGUAUUAGUUUGAAGAACUUUCACGAUAUACCUAGCUCAGCAUUUUAUUUAGAGACGAUGCAGUUGAACAUGUGGAUUUUUAAAAAAACAAAAACUGUGUUCAGCAAUUAAUAGAGCAAGACAAAGGAAUGUGUGGAAAAAAGCUUCCUUCUCCUCUCGUAAUAGUUUGUAAAGAAAAGGAGAAAUUGAUAAAAGUGAGAACAUUUGUACAUAUGAACACCUCAGAAGGUUAAAACGUUUUCAAAUUCUUUCUUUGAAUGAAAAAAUUUGCAACAGCAAAUUAAAAUAUUACAAAAUUAUGA
This is a messenger RNA of Pocillopora verrucosa, 3266 nucleotides long. Lineage: Eukaryota; Metazoa; Cnidaria; Anthozoa; Scleractinia; Pocilloporidae. The record is from RefSeq and is a predicted model, not a curated record.